Molecule: messenger RNA, 888 nt
Organism: Pyrus x bretschneideri (Chinese white pear)
Lineage: Eukaryota; Viridiplantae; Streptophyta; Magnoliopsida; Rosales; Rosaceae
Exons: 1
Source: RefSeq, a predicted model, not a curated record
UGUGACGACAAACCUAAAUGUGACGGCAAGCCUAAAUGUGACGGCAAGCUUAAAGGUGACGGCAAGCCUAAAUGUGACUGUAAGCCUAAAUGUGACGACAAACCUAAAUGUGACGAUAAGCCUAAAGAUCAUGUUGUGCCAGUGUGCCCACCACCUAAAGAUCAUGUUGUGCCAGUGUGCCCACCGCCUGUCCGAGCGUGUUGUAUGGAUUGUUGCCAGGGGCAUGCAGGUGGGUCGUGCUGCAGUGGUUAUGGUGGCAAGAAAAAAGAUGACUGCAAGCCUAAAGAUCCUGUUGUGCCAGGGUGCCCACCGCCAGUCCGAGUAUGUUGUAUGGAUUGUUGCCAGGGGCAUGCAGGUGGGUUGUGCUAUAGUGGUUAUGGCUGCAAGAAAAAAAAUGACUGCAAGCCUAAAGAUCCUGCUGUGCUAGGGUACCCAAUGCAUGUCCGCACAUGUUGUAUGGAUUGUUACCAGGGGCAUGCAGAUGGGCCGUGCUAUAGUGGUUGUGGCGAGCGGCUGUGCUACAAUGGCUAUGGCGGGGGACCAGUCCCGUACAUCCAUUAUGUUGGUUACUAUGGGAGGCCUGUGUAUGACAGUUAUGGCGGUGGCAGCAGGGGGUAUUGUGAAGAAAAUCCCUCAGCUUGCACAGUCAUGUAAAUCAUCGAUCAUCUUGUUGGACCAUGACACCUACUUCAAUCACGGGAUAAUAUUUCAGCAGUGUUUGUUGGUUGAUAUUAAUAUUAUAGGAAAACGAAUGAAAAAAAAAAAAAAAAAACUUUAGUUUUAAUGUAAAAUGACAAAUAAAGGUGGUUUUUCAUUAAAACUUCCUAUAAUUAUAGGAGGGCCAUGUAUAUUGUUAAGUGAAUAAUAAAGUUGGUGGUUGUCAAGUCA